Molecule: messenger RNA, 4553 nt
Organism: Pungitius pungitius (ninespine stickleback)
Lineage: Eukaryota; Metazoa; Chordata; Actinopteri; Perciformes; Gasterosteidae
Gene: prokr1a
Product: prokineticin receptor 1a
Exons: 2
Coding region: 1209-2336 (375 amino acids)
Biological process (GO): cellular response to hormone stimulus; G protein-coupled receptor signaling pathway
Cellular component (GO): plasma membrane
Molecular function (GO): peptide binding; G protein-coupled receptor activity
Source: RefSeq, a predicted model, not a curated record
GUGCGCGUGUCUGUGCGUGUUCGCUGGGCGUCGUGAACGCGCCUCGCGCUCUUCCUGUCAUUCAGUGGAUGAGCGCGCGCGGAGCAGCAGCUUCAGGUCUGUGUUCUGUGAUACUUUGUGCUUUAACGUCACGUCUUACACGCGCGGUUCGACUCAACUGUGAAAGAAUUCGUGUUUAAUAUGAGAAUGCAAAACGGAGGAUGUUACGUUUUACUAAAAGCUGAUUCUUUUCCGCACAAAAACUUUCUGCUUCUGCUUUUUUUAAUUUAUUCUUUAUUCUACGGUUCAAAACGCAGAAUUAUUUGGUGUUGUAUUUUAUGUUUAAAGUAUAUUUUCAGCUUGUCGCGCUGCUGCUGAGAUCUCUUCUCAUUUCUCACUAAUCACAGCGUCGCGCCCUCUAUUGUGGUUCCCAAAGGGUGGUCCGGUGACCCCAGGGGGUCCCCGAGAGAACCUCAGGAAGUCAUACGUCAUUCUCAUUGUUAUAACUAUUAUAUUCUGCAAGCUGUUAUGAAGGUCGCUAAUGUGCCUGAAUCGAGUCAUAACUGGUUAAAUAUCCAAAGUAAUUGGACAAUGUUCAGACGUAAUUACCUUUUAUUACUGUAAUUACCCCAGAAUUAUUUCAUUUUCUUUAUAGAAUUUGAACAAUUACUAUCACAACAGAUGCACAUAGCAGCUGCAGAUAAUGAAUAUUCUCAUUUGUGAAUCUGCCGUCUAUUUUCUUUAGAUGAGGUACUUCUACUUCUUUUAAUGCAACAUUUUACUUCUGUAUCUGAAAGCUUUAUUGAUUGAAGAUAUAUUUUUGAAGUAAUCAUUUGCCUGCACGACUAGUAACCUGAUCUAAGCUCAAUCGUAACUUGUUUGGAAUCUACUUCUACUGAAGCGAAAUUACUUCUUCUACUACUACUUCAGUGCUUCAGGGGCCGUGAUCAGUGGCGAUCCUUCACACAUCGCACUUUGUUAGAAAAGCUUCUAAAUGAACUCCUUCAGUCGUCCGAGACGAGACGAAACAUUCCUCGACCCGCGGACAGAUCUAACAAGUAGACUCCACGGACUCUGUAACCUAGCAACGCCGUCGGCAGGACCGCACAUCUUUAACAUUGAAAUCAUGUUUCUGUGUGUCGAAAGUAGAAGCACCGUCCUGUGUUUUUUCUUCCCCCGUCGUUAAAACUGUUCAGACCCGGACCAUCAUGGCGACCUGAUCCGUCAAGAUGGCCGACCCGAACAACCGCAGCGCCGUGCCGCCGGACUACUUCCUGGCCGGCGACUUCCCGGACUACGGGGUCCCCCCGGACGAGGCCCCGGACACCACGCGAGGCCGGGCCUUCUUCGCCGCCACCAUCGUCAUCGCCGCGGUCCUGGUGGGCAUCAUGGUGGUCUGCGGCGUGGGGAACUGCCUGUUCAUCGCCAGCCUGGCUCGCUACAAGCAGCUGCGCAACCUGACCAACCUGCUGAUCGCCAACCUGGCGGUGUCGGACACGCUGGUGGCGGCGGUGUGCUGCCCCUUCCUGCUGGACUACUACGUGGUCAAGCAGCUGUCGUGGGACCACGGCCUGCUGCUCUGCGCCGCCACCAACUACCUGCGCACCGUCUCCCUCUACGUGUCCACCAACGCGCUGCUCGCCAUCGCCGUGGACAGGUACAUGGCCAUCCUGCACCCACUGAGGCCUCGCAUGAAGAUCCAGACGGCGUUCUGCGUGAUCCUGACGGUCUGGAUGGUGCCCGUCUUCGUCUCCAUCCCCUCGGCCUACAUGGCCUCCGAGAUGACCUACCCGCACGCCGAGGGCCGCCCGCACAAGACCUUCUGCGCCCAGAUCUGGCCGGUGGACCGGCAGGCCUUCUACCGCUCCUACUUCCUCCUGGUCUUCGCCCUGGAGUUCGUGGGCCCGGUGACCGCCAUGUCCGUCUGCUACGUGCAGAUCUCCAGGGAGCUGUGGUUCAAGGGCGUGCCGGGCUUCAGGACGGAUCAGAUCCGCAAGAGGCUGCGCAGCCGCCGCAGGACGGUGGUGGUGCUGAUUCUGGUGCUGGUGGCCUACGUCCUGUGCUGGGCGCCGUACUACGGCUUCGCCCUGCUGCGGGACUUCUACCCCGCGCUCAUAUCAAGGGGCAGGAACUCCCUGGUGGUCUUCUACGUCAUCGAGUGCAUCGCCAUGAGCAACGGGGUCAUCAACACCCUGUGCUUCAUGAGCGUCCGGCACAACCACAGGCGGCUGAAGCGCGCGGGCCGGUUCCAGCUGAGGCUGGUGACGUUCGUCGCCACCAAGUCGCUGGAGGAGGGCGAGGCCCGGACCUGCUCCCUCCGGGUGACGGAGGAGCCGGACGGGGCCCGGCCGAAGUAGGAGGCCAAACACCGGGUGCUCGGCCCUUGUUGAAGCCGAACCGAUGGGGAGAGCCGAGACCCAGCGAUGAGUCAGCACCUUAAAACGUUUACGGGCUCCUUCGCCUCCACGUCUGCGGGCCUUAAAAGAAGCUUUAUAGCUCACGAGCUCGCAAUGUUUAGUUCUUAUUGUCACAUAAAAUACCUGCUGGCUGAAGGCUAAAUUAAACCAAACGCCCCCCCUCCAUCCUGUAGCUUAAUGGUUGUGACAAGACAUCAUGUGACCUUGUGUAUAGUGAAGACUCUCUUGCUGAACAAAGAGCUUAUUUCCUUCAUUUUUCACCAAAAUCCAGCGAGAAAACCCAGCAUGAUGCUAACUCGUUAGGCAGGUCGUGUCCGCUGCCCUCUAUUGGGCGUAGCGGGCGUAGCUCGUAGGAAGGAGGAGAAGGGAACAAUGGGGCCUCGUGCGCGUAGUUCUGCUCGAAUCCGUUGGUGUAAAAUCUUUGACCCGGACGUUGGUUCCGGCUCGGUGAGGACGUUCUCAUCCUGGUGAAAAGAGAGCGGUUCCGCGCCCCCCAAACGUCGUAAAUGGCUCGGAUGCACUUUGCAAAGUGCAAAAAAGACAGUUGAGUGAAGCGGAGCAUCGAUACAAAAUUGAGACAAACACUCUCUGGGCCAAUCACGGGGCAGCGCGACAACGACUCUGACGACGCGCCUUUCUUCUGGGAACGGGCCCGUUGCCAUGACGACUCCGUGUGAAGCCACGCUCCCCUUGUUUUAUUUGCACAAUAACCACGAUUAGUGAUGUUUGAUGAGAAAACGUGCGUCUGGUGGUGAGCGGAUCCGUCUCAUUUAAAGACCGUGACACAGCGGCUCUCACAGCGCGUCUCAAGACCACGACUCAAAACUCCAUCAGGGAAGUCAAGUGUGGAGGAAAUCGAUUUCACAGAGGGACUCCAUUUCAGAGCGAGCCACAAGGAGAGCCGUUCAGUAUUCUUCACUUUGAAAAUGUGAAAAUGUUCCAAUACAAAGAAAAGUCCUGCAUUCAAAACAGUAUUUAUGUACUUAAGGCAUUAAAGGAAAAUGUCCUCAUUGUGCUGUAGCAUGUUCCCUGUCAGCGUUUUACUAUUAAUGAUAUUUCGAUUAAUAUUACUGCAUUCAUGUUUAUUUUCCAUUUGACUUCUACAUUUAACUCUUCUUUAGCUCUGAUUAUGACGACAUUACUUCAUUGUAUCGUCUGACAGCUGUUUCAUGCUAUUUUAAUAUCUGAAGAGAACCUAGAAGUGACAUUCUGGGGUACUUUUCUAUUAUAGUGCAUCAAUGAUCAUAAUCCAGUGCUGGAUUUGCUAGUUUUACUCUUUGACCGAUGAGAGAGAAAAGUGCAGAAAACUCGCUCUUAUUUAUGUGGUUUCAGGACUCAUGUGAGAAACAUUGAAAGCGUAAAUCUGUUUUUCUCUCGUAUUAAUCUCAAUUAAAGUCCCUUUAAUUCUAUUUGCUUGAUUUGCACGCUCAGUCGACCAUGAAUUCCAGCGCGAUGUCAGACGUGUGUCUAACUAAACCAACUUUAGGUGUAAUUAACAAACACCUGAAGGGAAAUAACAUGUUUGUGUUUACUGUUUACUGGUGGUGCUGCACAGUGUGUGUUGUGUUAUUGUGAUGUCGACGUUUAGAAUAAAGACAUAAACACAAAAACAAAGCUUUUUCAACCAAGAUUGUGUUUUUUUAGAAAAUGUAAUUUAAUUUAAUGUAACAUGUAAUUUUUUUAAAUGGUGUAUUUUAUGUUAAAUGUGUUCAAAAUAUCAUUUAAACAAAAAAUGAUUAUUUAUAUUUAUUUUUAAUCAGCAACCGAUGUGUUGCAUCGCAUCAAAGCUGAGUUCACUUCAAUAAAAGUAAUAUUCAAUGUUAUUGUGUAUUUUUCUUGUAUUGUUGCAACAGACUAAUGAGCAAACGUUAGCAUGUUGACAUGCUAAUCUAAGAUUAUGAACAUAAGCCACGUUAUAUAAUAAUAGAUCAAAUAAAACGACUACUGUUGCGGUUUAACAUUUUGUGGAAGUCAAAAUAUACGAGUGUAAAGUGUUUUUUUUAAAUAAUAACGCCAGAGAAUCAAAACUCAGGAAAGACUUCAUCAAAUGUAAAAAAAUGUAUUAAAACAAAGUGAGAAAAAUACUCCAACAAAGAGUAAUAAUUAUAAGACCUCUAAAAACUAAAUUUCACAUCGCUACACGAGGAGAAACCACCA